Molecule: messenger RNA, 2864 nt
Organism: Thlaspi arvense
Lineage: Eukaryota; Viridiplantae; Streptophyta; Magnoliopsida; Brassicales; Brassicaceae
Source: the annotation of a GenBank genome assembly
CCACGGAAGCUUUUUUUUCUUUCUCGAGAAACUCUGUUUUUACACCUCAUUUCUUUAUUCCCUUAUUUGACAGACACGUUCCAACGUUUAAGGGAACAAAACAGAGCGAUUUUAGGACUUCACAUUUUUUAGCGGUGGAUGCAACAAAAAGAAAAACAAAAUCGAAAAAAAAAAAAAAAAAAAAUCUUACAAAACAGAUAAGCUCAAUACUGUUCCAUUGGUUUUGUCUGUUCUUCAUCGUUCCGUUCCUCGUAUCUCCACCGCUUGUUGUUGUCCUGUUUCUUUCCUCUGUUUUUAGAGAAAAUUCAGUCUCUUCACUAACCAAAAAACGACUUUGCUCUUUCUUUUUCUUCCUCUUGUAGACAGAGAAACAGAGUUUUUUCUCUUAACUCCUUCCAUCAUUUGCCUCGAUCGAUUCUGAUACUCAGAUAGUAAAAAUGGCGUCUUCUCAGUUAGAGAUUCCUUCUUCCUCUCAGAGAUUCGGCUUUAUUCUUAGAGAUCGCAAUCAGAACGACGUCGUUUACAAGAAGAAUCUGAAACGUCCUGCGAAAGAAGACCAUCAUCAUCAGCAGCUCUUUAAGUCUCCGCUCUCCGACGAAAACAUCGAGAACUUAGUCGAUUCUUGGAUCCAGACUCAGAGUAAAGGGAACAAUCGUAUUGAGAAACCAAUUGUGAGAAAAUCGCGUGUUCUUUCACCUCCAUUAGAAUCUGUUUCAAGGAAGGAGAAAUCUGAGGAAUCGAAGAUAAACGGUGCUUCUUCUCUGGUUCAGAUAUGGGAGGCGAGGCUAAACCGAUCCAACGGCGGAAACUCGCCGAGUCGUAAUAACCAAUCGACGGCGAGUAGUAGCCGGAGCGAUUCAGGAGACAGUGUUCAAGAUUCCCAUUUUUCAGAAUCUCCGUCGAUCGCGGAAUUGGUCGAUGAACCGGGAAUCGUGGAAGCUAAAAAUCAUGAUCGAACGGUGGAGGUUGAAUCUGACUCGCACGGCUCGGUUUCUGAUUCCGGAGAGAGCAAAUGGGGUCGAGUCGCUGACUUAAUUCGGAGACUUAGCAACGAAGAGAAGCUAACCGCCGGAGAUAAUGGCGGCGGUUGCGGCGGACUCGCGAUCAGAACGCCGAAGCCUCGUGUUUCGUCAUGCUCGUCGUCGGUAUCGGAGAAAAGCAAUUUUCCGGUGGUUAAAUUCUCACCGAGGAUCCGAGGACGGCAAGCGUUCACCGACCUGCUUAUCCAAAUCGAACGCGAUCGCCACCGUGAAUUGGAUUCUCUUCUUGAACGCAACGCUGUUUCUAGGUUUACUCAACGUGGUCGUCUCCAGUCAAUGCUAAGGCUAAGGAACCUCAAACGCUGUCUAAUGAUUCAAGAUCAAAACCGGUCCAACGCAAAAGCAACCGGAUUAAACCGGAUCGAGACGGGCUCUACAGUUCUGCAUUUAAGGGAAAAAUUUCGUGCUAACGCAGUAAACGCUGCUUCUGCAGCAGAUCAGAGGAAGGAUCAUCAUCAUCGAUCUGCUGAGAUGAAUAACAGAGCCGUAGAAGAAACAAAAGUAACUACAGAGAGCUCGAAAAACGGCAGUAUUGCUCUAGAAUCUUCUUUCGCAGAGCGGUUGAGUCACCGCAACCGCAAGAGAGUGGAAGAAGCAACGUUAUGCAAGGAAGUGGAAACUGUAAACGGAACAGUUGAAUCAAAAAUGAAUUGCCUUCAGCUACAAGAAACAAAUGAAUCAGAAACUAGGAACGACGGCGAUUCUGAAAAGAAAGAAGAAACGAAGACAAGCUCGAGCACCUGCGAAACUCAAGAAGCUCCAGAAACACAAGGUGUGUUACAUGAGAGUAAUGAGAUGGAUCAGUACCUUGAGAAACAAGAAACGUCUUACUUGAAUGGAUGGGAAGAACAAGAAGAGUAUGAAGAUGAGCAGUCUUACUACGGAGAACCCAACAAUGACUGGCUUACCGAAAUAUCUCGACCGCGAAGUUACUGGGAGGAACUGAGGAAAUCAAGGUACCUGGAAGUAAUGAACACUCGGUCUGAGAAAGAAGACAUACGCAGACUCCUUGAGCGGAGAACGGUGACGGACUUUCUCGAGAGCGGGUUACGAGAGCAGAUCGAAAAACUCAUGAUGUCCCGUGUGCAGACACAUUUGAAUAAGCAUUCUGAAAAAUGGGGAUUGCAACAGGAAGAAGAACCAGUAACAGAAGAGGAAGAGCAAGACGAUAGAGAUGACUCGAGCCGAUCUUCGUCUUCGCGUAUGUUUGCUUCGUCUCCUACAGGAUCAUGGAGCUCUCAAGACACUGAAGUAACUUCCAGUCCUGUCUUGUCUGUUCACAGUCCUCAUGAUUCACCUGAAAUGGAGCUGAUAAGCGAUAUGAGAUCACAGAUCCAACAGCUUCAACAAGAAAUGUCGUUACUACGAGAUUCUGUCAAAACGUGUUUGGAUGCUAACGCGAGCUUGCAACAGUCGGUUCACCGAGAAAACCCAAUGAAACGCAGAUGCUGCGUCUGCGACGAAACGCAGGUCGAAGCGGUUUUGUACAAGUGUGGACAUAUGUGCACGUGCCUGAAAUGUGCCAAUGAACUACACUGGAGUGGAGGGAGAUGCCCGAUUUGCCGAGCUCAGGUUAUGGACGUUGUUCGUGUCUUCUUCGAUACAAGAAACUGAUAAUAAAACGGUUCUUAUAAACAGUUGACGAGUUCACAAACCUUACCUAAUACACCAUCUGUUUUACUAUUGGCGUUUGUGUGUAUUUGGCGUUUUGGGUCUGAAUAUCGUAAUACUCUCUUUAUAUAUUAGUACUAUAUUAGCUUAUGUUACCGAUCUUGUAACGAAAUGACUUGUCCAGUUUUAAGGUUUUUGAUCUCCUAAAUCAAC